CGCGCCGCGUCGGUUGAGCGCGAGAUUCGAAGUGCGGCGGUUGGUGGUGGUGAGGCGGCGCCGCCAUGGCGUGCUCUUCGCUCCAGCAGCUGGAAUCGCUGAAAUACGUCGAGCUCCAGCGGAUCGCAAAGGCCGCCGGCCUGAAGGCCAACCUCCGGGCAGACAAAUUGUUGAAAGCACUGAAGCAACACUUUCAUGGAACAAAACAAGAAAAUGAAAAUAUGGACUCUGAAAAAAGUGCAUCUGCUUCCAUCGAAUCGGAUGAACUGAGCAAUCAGGAGAAAAUAAUGCCUGAUUCAGUGUGUUUUAUUACAAAAAGACGUGGUAAAAAGAAAAUAACAAGAAAAAAGAGGAACUCCAAUGAUGAAAUUAAUACCAGCAGAGAAAAUACAGGGCUUUCUGAUGAGAAAGAGGAGCAUUCUGACAUGAAAGAAAACGAAGUGCCUCGGGGUGAGCAUGAAAAGGGACAGAAGGUAUUCCAAAAUAAGGAAAAAGUAACUAAAAAGACAGCUAUUGAGAAUCCGGGGACGGGUACUGGUCAGAAAGAACAACUAGAGAAGACUUCUACUAAAAGUAGUGGAGGUGAAUGUGGUGCUCAUCAUGCAGAAGGGAAGAUCCCUUUAUAUGUAGGCUGUGCAUCUAGGUCUGGGAAAACAGGAAUGAAGGCUACUACACCAAACUUUAAAAAGUUGCACGAGGCUCACUUCAAGAAAAUGGAAUCUAUUGCUGACUACCUUGAGAGGAAAAAAAAAAUUAUUGAAAACUGCAGCAGUUCUCUCAACGAAGUCAAGGUGCUAGCCAAAAAAUCGAAUCCUUUAAGAGCACCGGAAAAAGGCACUCCACAUAACAAUUCUAAGAAACAAACCAGUGGCAAAACAUUUUUAUUCAGCCCAAAUUCAGAAAGAGGCAGAUUCUCCGCCACCUGCACUCCUAAUAACCUCCGGCGCUCACCACGCAGUUGUCUGAACGCUGCCAAUCGGAGUAUUUUAUCUAAGAAAUCUUCAUUUAAUCCUGUCCUUUCAACAACCAAAAUGAAUGUCAGGUUCUCGGAAGCCACAAAAGAUAAUGAGCAUAAACGCUCUCUUACCAAGACUCCAUCUAGAAUGUCUCCAUACUUGGAGAUCUGCACACCUGAGAACCAAAAGAGCUGCAACCUAAUGAGUCAUAAUAACAGCAAGGGAAAUGCAAGAAAUAAUGAUCUGACUGCAUCAAAGGGUAAAGUGGAUGUUAUCACCCCCUUCAAGUUUGCAGCUCACACUGCAGAACCCACAAGCACAAAGAAGACGUUUGACCUCAAAGCAAGUCUCUCAAGGCCCCUUCGGUAUCAGCCACACAAAGGACGACUAAAGCCUUGGGGAGAAUUUAAAGAAAAUACUGUCCUAAAUAAGUCUGCUGGUAGCAACAUCUCUUCAUGUAAGAAAGGUUACAAACAGCCGCAUCUCCAGACAAGGGAAGAAAGGCGUGAGAAACAUGAGCAAGAGAGAAAAAAGAAAAAGGCUCAGGCUCUCGGAAACCGUAGAGGACUAUCUGUGGAUUAGGAGGAAUAAGAAAUAUCUAAGAAAUCACUGUAAAUAUUGUUCCUGUCUUGUAAAUAUUUGUGCUGUCUGUGUAUGGUUCAGUUGCUAUUAGCUAGUGGAAUCCAGAGAGCAUUGAAUGAGACCUUACAAUGCAUCUGAGCGAAUUGUUUUAGUGAUCAACUUCCCUGACAAGAUGAGUUCUGAACUUCUAGGAGCUUAGAACUAUCUCUAAUUGCUUAUUAGUGUUUUCAUUUAACUAACUCAUUUAACUAAACGAUGUUAAAGGAGAAAAUGUAAGUGGAAAAACGAUGGUCAAGAAGCCUCCUUGCAACUUAGGACAGACUUCUCCACCAGAAUGCAUUUGUGACCCACUAGGACGGACACUCCAGAUAGUAAGCUUCAAAAUGUUCCACUGGUAAAUUACAGGAGUUGGAGAUGUCUGCUUGCCCUGUUCUCCAGAUCAGUCCUUAAAUUCUGUAACAACAGUUGCAGCACUUAUUCAGCAUUUCUAAUUGCAUGCCUAUGAAGUAGCAGGGAAGUUCCAAGAGAAGAAAAAAUACCGAGCUUUCUGGAAAACUAAAAGCGUACAGCAAAAUAUAAUUGUAAAAUACUGUAUUUUUAAAAAGUCACAACUGAAAAGUGGCUUUACAAAUUGCCAGCUGGAUGCUUUGAACAGUUAGGGUUGUUUUGUUCCUUUCUAUGGUAAAUAGCAGAUGUUAACAAAAUUCUUAUGCUUUUCAUCUCUAUGAUGCUUAAAAGAGGUUACAGUAGUGUUGAGGCACAUUCAAUACCUUAGAUUUAAAAGCUGUUGUUAUUGUUACUUUUAAAAAAUACGCAGAAAAUCUUUCUGGAUUUAUUAUGGAUGGAGCUGGAAAGGUAAUUCAGCAGUUGUAAUCUCAGCUAGAAUUUUGAGCAGAUAAUUGUUUCAGUGAAUUUAGUGUCCUAUCAAAUAUAUGCACUUAUAUCAAGUGUCAAGAACAAGCAAUUCUUUUUUAUAAACUUAAUGGGGGAAAUAAAUAUUUUGUAUAUACCCUGUUUCUCACUGGUUAUCUCAUCUAGUGUACUAUGUAUAACUACAUCCUUAGUGUAGCACUAGUUUUGCUCACACUUGUAUUUAUUUACUACUCUGUGUCUUUUUUUUGUGACUAGUUUUCCCUGCUGAUUAGCCUGCCUACCACUUUAUGAAAGCACGUUUGUUCUGGUAUCUUUAGAAACGAUAACCAUCACCCCUCUUCUCUCUUAAGCUAUUUAAUUCUGUGCAAGAGGAAAAUGAUAGUACAAGGCACUGCUUCAGCUUGCUUUAUUGUGGCCUCUUCCAUAUAAAAUACAGGAACAUUUAUUAUUUGUAAAGCACACUUAAACAAAAAGUCACUGCAGUGGAGGUCAGUGCUUUGAUUAGACUAAGUUUGUGACAGCUGAAAUGAAACCAUUCAGCACUUGUUCUUUAAAGUGUUUCUUAAAUUACCAAAAACCAGACUUCUGGGAAAAAGGGAGGUAUUGAGCUUCUGUGCCACCAGCUGAGGCUGUGAAUUCUUCCAGUACAGCUGAGUUAAGCUAAUUGCAUGCAGCAGAAGCGUGAUCUGAUCUGCCCUGCAAUGGUGCUGAUUAAGCUGAGCUGUGCCUUCUCAGGGAGCAGACAGCAAUGGGGGUUCCCCCCCAACCCACCCUUGGAGCAUUACUACUUCUGUUCAACACCCUUCGCUCUAUAAAGCUGUAGGACUAUCAUCAACAGCUCUAAACUAAAAGCCAAGCCCACUGCAUAGCUACUGUUUCAAUCUUGGCAGUGGCAGCUUUUUCUUUUUUUAGUUAUUCAGAGAAGCCAAAGCUAAAGGUUGAAAUACUUCUGCCUUUUCCACUUCUGGUGCUGCUCUGUGUAAAUUUCAGCAGCUGAGUCACACUUAAGCACCAUUCCUCAGGGUAUUAAUUCUCAUCAUGCUUUUUCCAGUUUAAAACUAGCAUAUGUGAAUGUUUUACAACUGCCUACAAAUCAUAUAAUGUAGAAAAUGAAAUUGUUGUACAAAAAAGAACUACAACAAGCUCAUGAAAUACUUUUAUUUCUGUAAAGGUCAGGACAGAAGCCAAAACUAAGCCAGUCACCAGUUACUACUUUGUAAGAGCGCAUCCCAACACUCCUCAGGCUGUGUUCCAGUCCAUGUAUGUACAGUCUCUCCAGGAUUCUGUAUUUGGCAGCUCGAAGAUGCCAGAGGUGUCACUCUAGUCAGAUUACUACAGCCAACGCUUCAUGCACUUAUCUCUUUAAUGUUUACGUGGAAUCUUCAAGUUGCUUUAAGCUACACAUUAAGAAGUGUUGUAAAAGUGAACCAAGCAUCUGAAGACUGUCCCAAAAGACACCACCCCAACUUAGACUUUUUCAUAUGUUUCAUAGGCAAAUUCUUCUGUAUGAGCUCUAUCGUUCAGCAGGCCAAUAAAAUCAAUCUCCAGCUGGAAUGGACCAUCUACUUUAUCUCCAAUUGUGAAUCCAAGGGUACUAAUCUAAUUAAAAGAUACAUACAUUAGAACAGUAUUUAUAUAAAGUUAUAAUCAACCACAAUUGUAUCUACUGGUUCCAUAUUUUACAAACAAUUCAUGGCUAUCUACUUUAAACUGGUAUUUGUUUAAAAUACAGCAGCAUUUCUUAAGGCUCAAACAUUUCAAUACCACAUUUUCAAUACAGAGUGAGUCCGGUGGGAAACUCCUUCACAUUUGCCUUUCUACCACUGUGUUGAACCCCUUAUUAAAAAUGCCCUGAGCCUAAAGCAACACUGCAAUUUGUAUCCUUCGAGGUUUGUGUAUGGCCAGUUUCAUCACGACUGAGUGUACAAACACGUUUUCAUAGUCUCUUAUGAUUCUUUUGUGAGCAGGAAACACAAACAGAAUGUAAUUAAGGACGGAGGAGAACUUUCAUUCUAGAUCAAGUCAUAUACCUGGUAUAGCGUGGAAGUGCACCAAACCAGACAUUUUAAAAUGCAUGAAACUUUGUUACUGAGUUUUACAUUAAGGCAAGGGUCCUAGCCACUGUUUCCCAAUUAGAAUAGUGUUCUUAAAUACAAGAACAUUCCUUAUUCCUUUCCCCUAAUGUUCACCCCACCACUAUUCCAAUUUAAAAAUAAAUAAAUUUAUUCUAACU
Messenger RNA from Harpia harpyja (harpy eagle), 4644 nucleotides. RefSeq names its product nucleolar and spindle associated protein 1 (gene NUSAP1). Gene Ontology annotation, cellular component: mitotic spindle; microtubule; nucleolus. Bases 66 to 1538 code for a protein of 490 amino acids. The record is from RefSeq and is a predicted model, not a curated record. Gene Ontology annotation, biological process: mitotic cytokinesis; mitotic chromosome condensation; establishment of mitotic spindle localization. NCBI's taxonomy places the organism in Eukaryota, Metazoa, Chordata, Aves, Accipitriformes, Accipitridae. The transcript has 12 exons. Gene Ontology annotation, molecular function: microtubule binding.